AUGAAAGAGGAGAAAGAAGAGUAUGCGGUAGUCUUGGAGAACUACUUGCUGGAAGAAUCUAAAAGUGAUUUUUCACUGAUACUUUACAACCCCAACGCAGCCGGGAAGACUGCAGCAGAAAAGUGGUUUCGCUCAGGGGAGUAUGAGCUGCCAUCAAAGCCAGGUGUUCCCACUAUCAAGAGUCUGGAGCAUGACUGUGUCCACUUGCAAGUCAACCCUCCCGACCUCGGUGUUACCUCUGUGGAGUCGUACCAGGUUUUGAACCAGGCUGAGCAGGCUGACUCUAAGUGGACCGAGGUCAAAUCGGAUGCUACAACUAACCAGGUCACUAUCAGUUGUACCGCUUUAGCUGCAAGGCGGUGUGUAGACCUGGUGUUCAGGAUAAACAACUCUGGUCAAUGUCAUGAUAAACUACAUCCUCCUCCCCGCUUUAAGCUCAUCCAUGAGGUGACCAACAGGUCCCAGGCUGAGAGCCAGACUGUGGUUGUGACAUCAUACGAGCUCUACAACCAGCCAGGCUUUCAAAUUCCUUAUUCUCUGACUAUCAUUGACACACCAGGGUUCGGAGACACCAGAGGAAUGGCUCAAGAUAAAUUGAUCAUCCUUAAAGUGAAGGAUUUCUUGUGUAUUCCUUUGGGGAUUGAUCACAUUGAUGCAGUCUGCUUUGUAGUGCAGGCACCACUUGUUCGUCUCAGUCCUUCCCAGAGAUACAUCUUUGAUUCCAUCCUGUCCAUCUUUGGAAAGGAUGUUGCUGAAAACAUCCUGAUGCUUGUGACAUUUGUUGAUGGGAAGCACAUACCGGUGCUAGAGGCCAUCAAAGCUGCAAAUCUGCCCUGUAAGAAAGACAAGAAGGGGCUACCAACCCAUUUCAAGUUCAACGGUUCAAUUCUGUUCUCAAAGGAGACGGAGAGCAGCUCUGAAGAGGAUGAUUCUGAUGAUGAUCAUACGGCCCAGUGUCCAGAGCAAUGGAGGUCAACCUUCAAGGAGAUGAAGAAAUUUUUCCAAGCACUGGAAAGCAUUGAGAGUAAAGAUCUGACCCUGACAAAGAAAGUUAUGGAAGAACGUGAGCUUCUGGAGAAGACCAUGACACGCCUGACCCCGCAGAUCACAGCAGGUCUGUCAAAGCUAAGUGAGAUCAAAAGCUUCAAACAGUGUCUGGAGAACGAGGACGAGAACAUGAAACAGAACAAAAACUUUGAGACUGAGGUAAAUGUGCUGCAGGUGAAGAGAAGCAAAUUAGCCCAGGACUUUGCGACAAACUGCCAGAUAUGCAAUUUCACAUGUCACACCUGCUGUUUCCUCCCAAUUGAGGAUGACAUCAAAAGUUGUGCCGUGAUGGAUGAUGAUGGCAACUGCACCAUAUGUCCAGGAAAAUGCUCUUCCAGUGGCCACGACAGGGAAAAAGUCUUGUUGACAUAUGAAACAAAGACUGAGAAAAAUACUGUUCAAAUCAUGAAGGACAACUUCAUGGGGGCGUGGGGCAAAUCUCUGGAAACCAAGGAGAUGCUGGAUAAGCUUGAGGGUGAGUUUCAUAUGAUCAAGGACGCACUGAUGAAUUUGAUCACGCAGUCUUCUGACUGUCUCAAGAGACUUAAUGAUGUUGCCCUGAAGCCAAGCUCUCUCUCCACUGUGGAGUAUAUUGAGAUAAUCAUUUGCACAGAGGGGGACGAACGCAAACCAGGCUUCGAGGAUCGGAUUGUAGAGUUGAAGAAAAUGAAGGGAGAGUUUACGAUUCUGGAUAAGAUUAAAAAAGGAGAAGAUGUACUCCCAAAUGAGUGA
Messenger RNA from Oncorhynchus mykiss (rainbow trout), 1779 nucleotides. The record is from RefSeq and is a predicted model, not a curated record. NCBI's taxonomy places the organism in Eukaryota, Metazoa, Chordata, Actinopteri, Salmoniformes, Salmonidae.